AUGGACGACGAUGAGAUAGCAAUUAUUAUCGGGGUUAUACUAGUUGUCUUAGCUAUCCUAUGUGUCGUAUCGCGCUUCUAUGCGAGAUAUAAUACUAAGGCUGGCUUUGAAUGGGAUGACUGGCUAAUAUUACUGGCGUUGAUAGUCAUUAUUAUCACCGACAUUUUGGUCUUAGUAGCAAGUAGCGUGGACCCGAACGGGGCCGUGGUGGCCUCGAACGCAGACCCAAGCUAUGAAUUCACCCCAGAAGAUAUAUGGUUCACAAAGGUCAACUACAUUGCCACUAUCUUAUACUAUACCAUCAUCUCUGCGACAAAGCUGUCUAUCCUCCUCAUGUAUAGACGCCUAUUCUCAGCAAACCAUUCAUUUCGUCGCCAGGUCCUCAUCCUAUCUCUUCUGGUGGUAGGAUUCUGGAUGGGAUGUACUGCGGCGGAUUUGUUAGAUUGUGUCCCAAUCGAAUGGACAUGGAACAACGCUCUGACUGAUCCACGAUACUGUUUCAACUAUAACAUAUUCUGGCUGGCGACUGGCAUUGUCGAAGCUUUAAUCGACGUGUUAAUACUUGCAAUGCCUAUCAGGCUAGUUGUCGGGUUACAAAUGAAUACGAGCAAGAAGAUCGCUGUGGCCGCCGUCUUCCUGUUGGGUCUUUUUGUAAUUCUUUCGGGUCUCGUUAAAGUAGCGUUCAGUUAUGUCCCAGGAAGUCGCAAUCCAUCGUUUAGUAAAACGGAAGUAUGGACGACUGUGCAUUGCUGCACCGGUGUCAUAUGUGCCUGUCUUCCAAUAUGUUGGACUUUAUUCUCUGGAUUUGCUAGGCCUAGACUGGGCUCUUGGUUGGCGAUCUCUUCUAUCAGGAAACGUUGGUACGGUUUUAGCGGUUGGUCUUCUGUGGACAGAACUGCGCCAAGGGGUAGUACCCUAGAAUUGGAGAGAAGCAUAGGUCUCAGUCCAAGAGAUUAUGACUUACCUAGGUAG
Messenger RNA from Annulohypoxylon maeteangense, 972 nucleotides. RefSeq lists its product as uncharacterized. The transcript has 3 exons. The coding region runs from base 1 to 972 and encodes 323 amino acids. The record is from RefSeq and is a predicted model, not a curated record. NCBI's taxonomy places the organism in Eukaryota, Fungi, Ascomycota, Sordariomycetes, Xylariales, Hypoxylaceae.